ACUGGCUGGUGGGGUGCUCCGCCCCAUCCCUCCGUCCCUCCCCUCGGCGGGGCCGGCGCCGGUUUACGUAACGCCUCUCCGGGCAAAUUCCGGCUCGGUCCCGCCGCCUGACUCGGGACGGGUCGCCAGAGGCCCCGGCAGAAACAGUUUAAAGGAGAACUUGGAAGGUGAAUGUUGACAAGCCUCUUGCCCUGUAACCAGGGCUUGGAUCAAUCUCACAUGUGCCAUUUUUAGUGCUUUUGGACCUUUCUUUUACUGGUUGGUGUGCACUUGUCCAAGUCCUGCUGGGGAUUUGCAUCUGGCUUCAAUGUGAAAUUAAGGUAGAAAAAUGCACAUAAACAUGUGUUUCCUGUUAAGAUUUAGUGUACUCAGUGGUUAUGCCUGAAGAGUGGGUCUUGUCUUUAGACUGAUAACUGCCAGGAAAUAUAAAUGAUUGUCCUAGAAGUCAAGCUUCUCUCCUUACUGGAGUGAAAAAAAACCCCACCUCCAGGUUCCCACGGAAUAUCAUCUGCAGAAAAUGCAUCACGUUCUAAGGAUGACCGCCACCUAGAUUCAUGCACCCAAUCUGUAUUGUUGCGAAUGGUUUGCCAUCUGAAAGCUCCUCAAGCUCCUGUCUGGGCCCUGUACCUGUUUCUGAAAUGUCUCUGCUUCAUGCUUUGGGCCCUGUGCAGACCUGGCUGGGACAAGAGCUAGAAAAAUGUGGCAUUGAUGCCAUGAUUUAUACUCGCUAUGUCCUCAGUCUUCUGCUGCAUGAUAGUUAUGACUACGAUCUGCAGGAACAGGAGAAUGACAUCUUCCUGGGCUGGGAAAAAGGAGCUUACAAGAAAUGGGGGAAAAGUAAGAAAAAAUGUUCUGAUCUAACACUAGAAGAAAUGAAAAAACAGGCUGCUGUUCAGUGUCUUCGCUCUGCUUCUGAUGAAAGCUCUGGGAUUGAGACUUUAGUGGAAGAGCUCUGCUGUAGACUGAAAGAUCUCCAGAGUGAGCAAGAAGAGAAGAUUCACAGAAAGCUUGAGGGCUCUUUGCCUCCUGAAGUUGAUUUAUCUCCUGCAGCAAAGGAUCAAGUGGAAAUGUACUAUGAAGCAUUUCCACCUCUUUCGAAGAAACCAGUUUGCCUGCAAGAAAUUAUGACUGUAUGGAAUAAAUCCAAAGUUUGUUCUUACUCCAGCUCCUCCUCUUCUUCUACUGUCCCGCCAACUAGCACCGAUACAUCUUCUCCAAAGGACUGCAUUAGUGAAAGUGAAGUAUCUAAAGAGAGAAAUAGCAACAAAGUACCUGUCACUGUACAUGAAAGAGCUACACAGAAAAAAGAUAAAGAUGAAAAAGAGAAUAAGUUUGAGAAUAGCAGUAUUGAAGAGAGAACUGCUUUAUACAAAAAGCAAGCCCGCCACAAACCUGAGGGAAAGAUGCGUCCUCGAUCCUGGUCUUCUGGCUCCAGUGAAGGAGGUUCAAAUUCUAGUGGUAAUCAAGGUGAUUCGAAAGCAACCACAAAAUGUGUAAAAGUAAGGCAUAAAACAAGGGAAGUCCGGAGUAAAAAAGGACGGAAUGGGCAAAGCAGGCAUUUAGUAAAGACUGGUGAGAAGGCUGAAAGAAGAAUUCACGGCAGUAGCAGCAGCAAUGGAUCCAUCAAGCAACUGUGUAAAAGGGGUAAACGGCCAUUAAAAGAAAUCCGAAGGAAAGAACCUGGGAGCUAUGAGGGCAAAGAGCUAUACUUUGAUUGCAGAAAUGAAAAGGAAUAUAAAGAGGAGCCCCUGUGGUAUACUGAGCCAAUUACAGAAUACUUUGUUCCCCUGAGUAGGAAAAGUAAACUUGAGACGACGUACCGCAACAGGCAAGAUGCAUGUGAUGCAACAUCAGAGGCUGUAGAAGAAUUAGCUGAAUCAGUGCAAGGUCUUUGCAUUAGCAACAAUAAUAUUAAUAAAACAUACCUCGCAGCAGGUACUUUCAUCGAUGGCCAUUUUGUGGAAAUGCCUGCAGUUCUAAAUGAGGACAUUGGCCUCACUAGGACCUCAAUGUGUUCUCAACCAGAGGACGAUACACACUCAGAUGGUGUUCAUCUUUCAGAACUAACACACUUCUAUGAAGUGGAUAUUGACCAAUCCAUGUUGGAUUCUGGUGCCUCAGGCAAGAUGCAAGGGGAGAGUCGGAUUUUGAAUAUGAUUCGGCAGAAAAGUAAAGAGGGGACUAAUUUUGAGGCAGAAUGUUGCAUAGUGUUUGAUGGAGUGGAGUUGCAAGGGGAAAGUGCAAUAUGGGCAGAUUCAGCCACCUCUGUUGGUGCUGAAGGGUGGUUCUUGCAAGAUCUUAGUAAUUUAGCUCAAUUUUGGGAGUGCUGUUCAUCUUCUAGCUCUGGUGAUGCAGAUGGGGAAAGCUUUGGGGGAGAUUCUCCUAUUAGACUUUCCCCUACCUUAGACAGCACAAUGCUUAAUUCACACUUGCUUUCAGGCAAUCAAGAGCUGUUUUCGGAUACUAAUGAAGGGUCUGGUUUAAAUUCUUUUUCAGUGUUUGAAGUGCAAUGCAGUAAUUCUGUCUUACCAUUUCCUUUUGAAAAACUCAGUUUGGGAAAUGAAAAUACAGACUCUAGUAGCAAUGUUGAUAUCUUUGGGAAAACACAGUCUAGAUUGUUAAUAUGGACCAAAAAUAGUGCCUUUGAUGAAAAUGAACACUGUUCUAACUUAUCAACAAGAACUUGUAGUCCAUGGUCAUACUCUGAAGAAACACGUUCUGACAAUGAGACUUUAAAUAUUCCAUUUGAAGAAUCCCCUCAAUUUAACCCGGAUGAUAUUAAUUACGUCGUUCCGAGAGUUUCUUCAAGUUAUGUAGAUGAAGAAAUUGUAGAUUUUUUGCAAGAGGAGACUUGCCAGGAAGAGACUAGAUCUUUAGGAGAAAUGCCCACCUUAAUUUUUACAAAAAAAUCUAAACUAGAAUCAAUCUGUGGUAUUCAGUUAGAACAAAAGGCUGAAGAUAAAGAAUAUGAAACUACACAAGUGUGUAGUGACAGCAGUCCACAUGAAGAUGACUAUGGCUCAGGGGUUAUUAAAGACAUUUGGACAAAUAUGACAGACAGAAAUUCUGCAGCAAUUGUCGAAAUAGAUGGAAUAGAAGAAGAGUUAUUUUCAGCUGAUGUAAAUCAUUAUUGCUGCUGCUUAAAUGAAACAAAGGUAGAAAUUCUUCAGGAUCCUAAUAAAGCAGUGCAAAGAUCGGAAUAUCAUCUUUGGGAAGGUCAGAAGGAGAAUGUGGAGAAAAGAGCAUUUGCUUCCAACAGUUUAUCAAAGGUGGAUUGUGGCGAUUAUACUACACCCUCCAAACCAUGGGAUAUUAACCAAGAUAAGGAGAGUUCAUUUAUUCUUGGUGGUGUGUAUGGGGAGCUAAAAACAUUUAACAGUGAUGGUGAAUGGGCAGUGGUGCCACCCAGUCACCCAAAAGGAAACCUAUUACAGUGUGCAGCUUCUGAUGUAGUUACAAUAGCUGGUACAGAUGUCUUCAUGACACCAGGAAAUAGCUUUGCCCCGGGUCACAGACAAUUAUGGAGACCUUUGGUAUCGUUUGAACAAAGUGAGCCGUUGAAAUGUGGUGAUCAUGGAUUAAAUAGAGGUUUUUCAUUUAUCUUCCAUGAAGACUUGUUAGAAGCUUGUGGUAGUUUUCAAGGUGAAGAGUCUGGUCUGGAAUAUUCGUUCUCUUCCUUUGACUUGAAUAAUCCAUUUUCACAAGUUCUUCAUGUAGAAUGUACAUUUGAACCAGAAGGAAUUGCAUCCUUCAGCCCUUGCUUUAAACCCAAAUCUAUCCUUUGCUCUGAAUCUGAUAGGGAAGUUUUUCGUCCUAGAAUAUGUGGCGCCGGGAGGACACAAUACAGAGCGAUACGGAUUUCUCCAAGAACUCACUUUCGCCCAAUUUCUGCAUCUGAACUUUCUCCAUGUGGUGGAAGCGAGUCCGAUUUUGAAUCUGAGAAAGAUGAGGGGACUAUUCCUGCAGAAGCGUUUGAUGAUUCCCAAGCAGAUCUCAAACCACUGGAAGAAGAUGCAGAAAAAGAAGGGCAUUAUUAUGGUAAAUCAGAACUUGAGUCUGGGAAGUUCCUUCCUAGGUUAAAAAAGUGUGGAAUGGAAAAGAGUGCACAGACAUCUCUGGAUUCCCAGGAAGAAUCAUCUGGAAUAUUGCUGUUAGAAAAUGAGAAUUCUUGCUUAGAAUGCAGUAUGAAAAAACUGCCAGACAUGAGGGCUGUAGAAAACUCUAAAGCUAGUUGCAGUGUUGUGGAACCACAGGAAGAGGAAGACAAGUCUUGCAGUUGUAAAGAGAACUCAUACGAAGAGAACCCAGUUUCUUCAGCAGAGCUGAAAGAGUUUCCUGUCUCGAAUAAUGAUCUUCAGAAAAUAAGCUACAAUCAAGCAAAGCAGUGCUGGUGGGAGAAAGCUCUCUAUACACCACUCUUUCCUGCAUCCGAGUAUGAAGAAUGCUGUACAAAUGUCAAGAGCGAGAAUGGUGUUGGAGAAUUCACAGAUAUCAAAGAGAUAUCACACACGGAAGAACAUCUUCUAGAUAUUAAUAUGGUUUCUUCUGUUCAUGAAGCAAGGUGUACAGAUCCUAGAAGUUCUGAAACAAAAUCAAAUGGCUUUAGGAAGAAGCUAUACUCCAGUGACAGCUCCAGCUCUGACGGCACAGCAUCAGAAAGUGGAAAUGGAUGGGUAGAUCCUUGUGAAGAGGAGCUUUUCUCUCGAACUCACUUAUAAAACUGCAGAGUAAAGCAGAUUGUUUGAGUAGCACGAGAUGGAAAACUCUUCCGAAGGGUCUAUAACUCAAAAAUGAAUUGAGUUUCCCCUUCAGUUAAUGGAUUCAGAAGUGUAUUUAUCUUUCUCUUCUUGAUAUUUUAUUUUCAAUAGAUGGGAUCAUGAUCCCAUUGGCUUCCCCUCCCCCCCCCCCAUGUUAGCUCCUUGACUAUUCGGACCUAGAUUAGAUUGUGUUGUCAAAUCAAGAAUGGAUGUGCAUGUGAUUGUCUUGGUAGUACCACUGCUCUCUUGCAUCCUAGCUACAGUUAUUUUUAUUUCUAACUGUAGCCCUAUCAGUAUUACUAUCUUACUAGCAUUGCAGUGUCUACAACUAUUCAGAGAUUUUAUCUUUUGACACAUUAGGCUUUGUUUAAGAUUUGGGAGAUAAAUACUUAACACUGUAAUCUAUCAGUGCCUUUCUGAAUGUGGGAGGAAAACAUGUAUGGCUUGACCAGUCUUUAAGAUCUCAUAACUUUGGAAUAGGAAUACUAGGGCUGUGCUUUAGAGACUUUCAGAAACUGUGUUCUCUAUCAUAUGAUCUCUCUUCUUGACUUGCAUAUAAACUAACACAGUUCAAAUGAUUGUUACCUUCUUGCUAACUGAAGAAGCCAAGGAUUUUUGCAAGUGUGGAAAAAAUUUGAUUUUUCUCUCCCCUCCCUCCCUUGCUUGUUCAUCUUUAUCUUUCAGGUCUGUGUUAUAGAUAACUAAUUACAAACAAAUGACACUAACGGCAUGACCCUGGGUAUACUUACAUUCAAGUAAGCUUUAUUGAUGUCACUGGUACUUACUUGUAAGUAUGCUUAGGACUGUACCAUUAAACCCCCUGAGGGGAAAAAAUGGGCAGCGAAUUUUUUGUUACGGGCUACAAAGAUUUAGCCUGAAUGACUGAAGCAAUCUAAGAGUCACUGUUCAGUUUUUGUAUGCAGAGGGUCAGUGUGUCACUCAGAAUUGAAUCCAGUGGCUCCUGCAGUUAGCUACCAUUGUGGCUCUAAUUUAGUAAAACUUGUAGCUAACUUUGUGUCCUGAGAGAAUGUUAGGAGUUGUGUGUUGUGGGUGGGAGUGGGGGAACAUGACUUACAUGUGUGAUUGCAGUAGUGACUGUUGCUUUAUGUGACCUGCUCUUAAAAUUUAUUUUAACAUAGUCGAUGCAUCUGUCAAGUUGUAACUGUGCAAGACUAUCAACUCCCUGUGCUACUAAUGUAUUAUGCAAAUCAUGAGCCAGGAGGAGCAAUAUUGGUUUUUACCAUUUCAUAGUUUAAAAAAAGAUCUAUACAAUAGCAGCAUGUUUAAGACAUCAGAAAGUGCAGAAAGUUUACUAUUGACUUGAAAAUGCGAAGCCAUUAAUUUUGAUAGGCAAGAAACUCCUAACAAUUAUAGUUGUUUGAAAUGGUAAGCUGAACUGGCUGUGAAACUUAUAUUCUGUGCUAGUGAGCUCAACUGAAUUUGAGUUUAGUUGCCUUUUCUUGAUUGAUAGAACAUGACUUAAGAUCUAGGGUAUCAACACCUUGUAAGGUUGCAUGUAUCCUUUCUGUUGAAACUUUUACUCCAUUGGCUUGGUUUGUACUUUACAGGGAAAUGUUAUUAAUAACUGCUUUUAAGCUACAUUAAUUUAGCAUUCAUACAACAAAUCUUUACAGUGUUGUGUUUUUUCCUUUGAGAUUCUGGAUAAGUUUUUAUAUAUUUACUUUCUUCUGGAGCUUCCUUAAUGUUGUAUAGCACAUGCACUGAGAAUGUCUGUCAACAUGAAAGCAAAAAAGAACGAAACUGAUAAAUCCUAAUGAUUAACUAGAGAGUCAUUGUUAGAGUAAGGAAUGACCACAUGGGAAUAUCUGCUGGGGAAGAACCCACACCUUUUAAACUCGGCUUACCUAGAAUAGAGAUCUCAGUGAAAGGAUGGCUAGUUAAUUAUGAUUUAAUAUUUUAACACCUUUGAAAAUGUACACGUUACAUGUGUGGGCAAUAACAAAUAAUAUUUAUUUGUUUUCAUAAUUGAAUGGAUAAAAUUCUGAAGCUUUCCAGUGAGAAGGUUGAUGUGUGAGUUUGUGUUCUUCUGCAAGAAUAAUUUAAAAGUGGAAAUGCUGAAAUGCACUGUGGUAUGAAGCGCAUUGCAUAUCCAUAGCACUGAAGUAUCAGUUUUUCAUUCCUGGGCUGAAUUUGUUUCUACUUUUUUGCUUCAAGUGGUUGUAUUGUUCUGAUUUCACAUACACCAGAGUAACUGAAUUUGUUUUUUGUGGAGUUCUUAACACCAAAUAAAAGAUAAAAGGGCA
Messenger RNA from Hemicordylus capensis (graceful crag lizard), 7021 nucleotides. Its product is annotated as KIAA0232 ortholog. The record is from RefSeq and is a predicted model, not a curated record. NCBI's taxonomy places the organism in Eukaryota, Metazoa, Chordata, Lepidosauria, Squamata, Cordylidae. The coding region runs from base 555 to 4718 and encodes 1387 amino acids. The transcript is spliced from 10 exons.